This is a messenger RNA of Xenopus laevis (African clawed frog), 3645 nucleotides long. It is a transcript of the gene rnf180.S, whose product is annotated as ring finger protein 180 S homeolog. Gene Ontology annotation, cellular component: nuclear envelope; endoplasmic reticulum membrane. Gene Ontology annotation, biological process: positive regulation of proteasomal ubiquitin-dependent protein catabolic process; protein polyubiquitination; serotonin metabolic process. Bases 496 to 1962 code for a protein of 488 amino acids. The transcript has 7 exons. The record is from RefSeq and is a predicted model, not a curated record. Gene Ontology annotation, molecular function: ubiquitin protein ligase activity; metal ion binding; ubiquitin conjugating enzyme binding. NCBI's taxonomy places the organism in Eukaryota, Metazoa, Chordata, Amphibia, Anura, Pipidae.
CUCCGCCUCACUUUCCCUCCUCUGCCCCCACAGCAGCUUCCUUCCCAUUCCCAUGGAGUCUGCCUGAACCCAGCGCAUGUUGCCCGCUGUCUCACUCAAAGCAAAUGGGGAACUGGCCCGUUCUGGGCGACAGAAUAUGAAUGGUGUAGAGAGGGCAUUAUAGGAGAAAUUUUACGCUGCUGCCAACUUCCGCCCACGAAUGAUCAAAGGCGAAAAUGGCCCUAUGAGGCACCCUUAGCCGAGGAACCCAGUGGCAUGAUGGGGAUUGUAGUUUUUACCUUUCCCUUGCGCAUUGGGCCGAGACAGUGCAGCUGUUAGAAAAAAAAGGCAGCAGCUUGAAUGGCAGUGGUGGAAUUACAAUAAACGGUUUCCCCAGAACUGUGAACCUUACAAGCAAUCGAAAGUCUUGGUUGAAGACACAUUUAAAAGUUUCACUCAUCUCUGCAUUUCAUUCUGGUUUUUCAGAGUGUAAAAAGCCUAGAAUUUUUAAUUAAAAUGAGUAGAGAAGAAUUAAGUGCACCUCUUCGUUGUCGGAAAUGUAGAAAAUGUGUAGCUGAUUCUGACAGCUUCAUUAAGGAUCAAGCAUGGGGGUUUAACCACGACUCCUCAGAUAAUCAGAAUUCAUGCACUAUAUGGCACAUGGAUGUAGGAACGGUACCAGACUGGAUAAGUAGGCUCAUAGAAAAGGCACACUGGACUACUGGAAAGCUAAAUUGCCCUGUCUGUGGGGCACGCCUUGGGGCCUUUAACUUUACUGGGAAUUCAAAAUGCUCCUGUGGCCAAAUCGCUGUAUUAUAUUUGUGCAAAAGCAAGAUUGAUUAUGAGGCAGCUCUCCCAUUAAGGAUUCUUAAACCACAUGUGAAGAUUGUGCCAAACUCCAAAGAGCAGUCUGCAUGUAAAAAAGAACUCAAACGUAAAUUGAUCCAUGGAUUGGUAGAAAGGCACAGUCACAAGAAUUUAACCAUGGACAAAAGCCAGCAAGCAAUGGGAAGAUUAGCCGAGGCUCUUUGCCUGGAAGUGCAUUGGUCCAAACAAUUUGAGGUGAGGAGGACAAAGAUCACAUCUUUUCGCUCAGAGAACACUAAAGCGAAGUGUAGCCAAUAUAUUUGUCAUAGAAAAUCAAAAAGUUUGGAUUUUGUUUUUUUUGAAAAUUCAUCUGAUAUUUAUAACAGCAUAGCUUUCUCCAAUCGUCAAGCAGCAGGUGGCUGUUUAAAUGUAUGCAGUGGAACCUCAAGUCAAUUGUUAAGUGUUUGCAACAGAUUUGGCAACGACAACACACAAAUAAGAUUAAUUAAGGGAGAACAAACUCAAGACCGUUGCAUUACUGGUGCUGAGAAUGUGCUUGCAGUACAGCUAUGCUCAAGUCCCCAAAGGAACUCUGAUCAUGCACCAACGUCAACUAACAACAUGGCUCCAGAAUCAACAGUGAGAGAAGAUAUCUCACAAAUCCCUCCUGUUGAUACCGUCCCCACUCUCAACCCUCCACCUCCAUCAUCCAGCUUAGUAGCUGUCAAUCAAAGACUAAAGAAAAGAGAAAUAAAUAAGCUAAAAAGUCUAAGGAGGAAGCAAAGAAAGAGGGAAAAAUGGCUUCAACAACAGACUGCCAAAGUCAAUGACAGUACCGAUGAAGAGAAUGAGCAUAUUAUGGAAAAGGAAAGUUACAUCUGCGCAGUUUGCUUGGAUAUUUAUUUCAAUCCUUACAUGUGCAAUCCUUGUCAGCACAUAUUCUGUGAACCAUGUUUGCGAAUGAUUGCCAAAGACAAUCCAACAAAGACGUUAUGCCCGCUCUGUAGAACGACAAUUGCACGAGUGUGUUUCCAGUCUGACUUGAACAAAUCAUCUCUUGCCUUUUUCCCCAAUGAAUAUUUGAAAAGGAAAGAAUGUUUCCAAAGAGCAAAUUAUUCCAAAUGGCCACUACCCAACAGCAACCGGUUGUUUAGAGGAUUUGGAGAGGACACUUAACCACUUCAUCUGGCAAGACAAACAACCGAGGGUAAAAUUCCAGACGGCACAGUUAUCCAGAGCGGCGGGUGGCCUGGGUAUACCAAAUAUUCUAUCAUUCUGCAUCGAUACUGGAAUCUGCAGUACUUAUGCAUGCCCCUCGGGGGCAAAAAAAUUGGAUAGACCUGUAAGCAGAGUUUGCUAACCUCCGAUCACUGGAACAAUAUUUCUGGCUGGAUAAAGAACACAGACCACCCUCACUAACCUGCUACCUACCACAAGUUUUACGCUACAAACAUGGCAAAAACUGGCAUUGAAACAUAACUUUGGCUUGUUUCCCUCACCACUGUUCCCGCUAGUGGUGCUACCUAACAUUCCCCAGAUCCAAAUCACAUCUUGGUGCCAAAAAGGGAUACGUGCAGUAGCAGAUCUAUACCCACUCAACUCCCCUGCAACGUUUGAGAACCUGGCUGAGAAGUAUAACCUUGAACAAACUGACCAUUAUGCUUACCUACAAAUUACCCACUGGCUCCGCUGUUAAGAACUACAGGACUAUUGGGGCCAAAACAUUUAUGGAAUACCUCUGCAAGCAGGGCUGGAAUGGGAAAAGGCUCAUUUCAAACUGUUACAAACAGCUCCUAGCCCAAGACCCUAACGAUAAACUCCCAUAUGUGAGCAAGUGGGAACAAGAUCUCAAAAACAACAAUGACAAAGGAUAUUAACCAUAAGGAGGCCUACAUCAAACUCAUCUACAGAUGGCACUUAUCUCAAAUCAUACCACAUUAUCCGGUUUGCUGUUGGAGAGGCUGUGGAGCCCAAGGCUCGCUCUUACACAUGUGGUGGGAAUGCCAAAUCAUAAUUCCGCUCUGGCAACAAGUCUUAGACCUCAUAACCCAACUAUUAGGCCAGCAAAUUCCUAUGAUCCCUGAAGUGGCUUUAAUACAACUCUACCCAGUGAAACUCCCCAAACCUACAAGGCAACAGCUUUUUCAGAUCCUUAAUGCUACGACCACCCUGAUCGCAAAAUACUGGAAAUCCCCCAAAUCACCGUCUUUGCAGGAAUGCAAAAAUCGUAUUGACGUUAGAUGCUCCAUGGAAAGAGCGGCAGCAGAGAGAGAAGGCUCCUUAGACACCUACCUUAAAAUCUGGGAAAAAUGGGCUAACUAUAAAAUAAUGCAAAAUAACCCCUACAUAAAGAUCUUAGAACUUAGUUAAUGUUUAGACAUGAUAGCUGAUCUGUUUAAAUUUGAUUUUCUUUUUAUUUUUUAGUUGUACGGACUAUAUAUUAUAAGCACUCUAGUUGGUAUAGUCUUCAACCAGCAACUAUCCACACUAUGUGUACGCAUUGUUGUGUACUAUAUCGCAUCACUUAAUCGCAGCUUUUUACUUGACUGUUGAACAUAUAAAACUAAAACAAAAAAAUAAAGUUGAUGUUCCACCACCAGAUAUCAGGUCCCAUGCAUGGCUCUGCAACAUUUAAAGGUAUUACAGGAAGGUACUUAGUAGAAAUUGUACAGGCAAGUGCAAAUAACCACCAUGCAUGAAGGUUAAUUUGUUUCGGGGAAAGGUAGUCUCCUUAUAUAUUUGUGUUCCUUUUACUUUGCCAUUUAGCUAUUUGUAGCUGAAAAGUGUUUAAACAAUCUGAUUUGAAUAUACCGCAAUGAAAGAAAAUCAUUCUGUUUUAUCAAAUAAAGAUGUAACUGA